UUGCCCACCACUAAUCCACAAGUCCACAAGUAAAGUAAGGUUAUAUCUUAUAUACCAAAUAAAUCUUUAAUUUAAAAAAAAUAAGGAAAUAUGAAUAUAAAAUUAUAAAGCCUACCUAUUUCUUUUUUUAUUUGACAGUGUUAAAUGGAUGGGAAUAUAACAUGUGAGAAAUUUAUUUCUUAUCUGUUAUGAAUCAUGUAUUUAUCUAACAUUAUAUACCUACAGUAAUAUUUGUUGGGCAUUGCCACAUGAAAUAAUUAAUCUGUGAUUGAGAUUGCUACCGGCAUUCAGUUAACAAAUAGCUAAUAGCUUUUAAUUAACUAAUAAAAAAACUAAAUUUAGGCUGGUUAGGAUGUCGUAUCACAUAAACAUAAUGACAUUCCUCGUAGUCGUAAAAUUAUUAAUAGUGAUAUCCUUUUUUAUGAUAGUAGCACUAGCGAUUCUCUUUCCUGUAAUUUAUCUUUACCUCAGACGAAAAUUCAAAAAAGAGAAAGCGAAAAGUGUUGCAAAAGAACUUGUUCUUGGUAUAUUUCACCCGUAUUGUAAUGCGGGAGGUGGCGGAGAAAAAGUUCUAUGGGUGGCUUUACAAGCCAUACAAGAAAAGUACCCUAAAGUUAAAAUCAAUGUCUACACCGGAGAUGUAGAGGUAACCCCUGGAGAAAUCUUAGAAAAAGUUAAGAAAAAUUUGAACGUAAACAUAAAAAAUAUAAACUUUAUCUAUUUAACUAAGCGUAAGUGGAUAGAGGGCCAUAGGUAUCCCGCAUUCACUUUGUUAGGCCAGGCGCUAGGUUCUAUGUAUUUGGCUUACGAAGCCUUAACCAAAUUAGUUCCAGAUGUGUUCAUCGAUACAACUGGCUUUUCUUUUUCUUUACCGGUGUUCAAAUACCUGGGCGGUUGUAAAACGGGUUCCUACAUACACUACCCCACCAUCACCAAAGAUAUGCUCCGCAGAGUAUCAAGCAGACAAGCCAUUUACAACAACAGAGAAGUUAUUGCUAGAAGCCAGACAUUGACUUUGGGAAAACUCAUAUAUUAUCACAUUUUUGCCUGGGUAUAUUCACUCACUGGCCAGUGUUCCGACAUAACCCUAGUAAAUUCUACGUUCACUUUAGAGCACCUCACCAUACUCUGGAACAAACCGCUGCACUUAGUUUACCCCCCUUGCGAAAUUGACCACUUAAAAAGGUUGCCGAGGAGUUUGGAAAAGCCUAAAAAAAUCCGCAUCAUGUCCCUAGCUCAGUUCCGACCCGAGAAAGACCACCCCUUGCAGUUGCAAGCGAUGUACGAGCUCCGAGAGAUGGUACCGGAAGAACUCUUCAGCAACAUAACCCUAGUCCUGUGCGGCGGCUGCCGUAAUGCCGACGACGAGAAGCUCGUUAAAGACCUGAUGGAUUUCAGUAAACACCUAAGCCUCGAAAACAACGUCGAAUUCAAACUUAACAUCCCCUACGACGAUUUGUUGAAGGAGUUCCAAAAUGCUUAUGUCGGGAUCCAUACCAUGGUGGACGAGCACUUUGGUAUCAGCGUUGUGGAGCAGAUGGCGGCAGGGUUGAUAAUGGUGGCGCACAGGUCAGGGGGGCCUCUUUUGGAUAUCAUCGAGACUUCUGAGAGUUCUAGGCUGGGAUUUCUGGCACAGAUGCCGCAGGAGUUUGCGUACAUCAUCAAGUUUAUCCUGGAACUGAGCGACGAGGAAGUGAACGAGAUUAGGGAACGGGCUAAGGCUUCGGUGGAGAGGUUCAACACUAAGAAGUUUAGGGAGGAGUUUUUGAGGGCGACCGAGCCGCUUUUUAAGUAGUUGUUGGAGGAAGGGACUUGAAUUUGUAUAUAACUUUUACUUUUUGUGUACAUAAAAAAAUAAAAAUGCACAUUUAUUCA
Messenger RNA from Anoplophora glabripennis (Asian longhorned beetle), 1875 nucleotides. Its product is annotated as GDP-Man:Man(3)GlcNAc(2)-PP-Dol alpha-1,2-mannosyltransferase. The record is from RefSeq and is a predicted model, not a curated record. Bases 353 to 1795 code for a protein of 480 amino acids. The transcript has 5 exons. Gene Ontology annotation, molecular function: GDP-Man:Man(3)GlcNAc(2)-PP-Dol alpha-1,2-mannosyltransferase activity. Lineage: Eukaryota; Metazoa; Arthropoda; Insecta; Coleoptera; Cerambycidae. Gene Ontology annotation, cellular component: endoplasmic reticulum membrane. Gene Ontology annotation, biological process: protein N-linked glycosylation.